Molecule: messenger RNA, 7886 nt
Organism: Mercenaria mercenaria
Lineage: Eukaryota; Metazoa; Mollusca; Bivalvia; Venerida; Veneridae
Product: dynein light chain Tctex-type 5-B-like
Exons: 5
Coding region: 184-723 (179 amino acids)
Biological process (GO): microtubule-based movement
Cellular component (GO): cytoplasm; cytoplasmic dynein complex
Molecular function (GO): dynein intermediate chain binding
Source: RefSeq, a predicted model, not a curated record
CCUUUGUUCUGCCUCAUUUCCACUUUCAUUACUCUAAAUUUUUUAUUCAAUUAGACGCGCACCUGCUUACACUUUCGGAAACGACAGUGCUUUGCCUUCCAAUUAACAAUCUAGCAUCACCGGUGCCUUAGCAACUACUUUCAUUUUCAAGUUAUAAAGGAACAAUUUGCUAACAGCCAAAAGAUGGGUGAUCAUGACAAAGCGAGAGAUAAAGCAGCAAGGCUGCUGAAGAAACAAGGCAGUAUGUCAUCACUAGCCAGUAUAGACAUCAGACACGACAACAGACAUCACAAACAUGGUCCCAGUUCUAUGAGCACAGUAUCAUUCAUGGAUGAGCCCGGUCAUGAGGACCACUUCAGACCGCAGGUGAAAUGUGAAAACACAUACCAGUUGGAGCCUAAAAAGAAGUUCCCAGCAGCAAAAGUGAAACAUAUUAUCCAUGAUGUCCUGGAAAGUUACCUAGCUGAGGAGAAAUACGAGCCAGAACUCUGCAGACAAAUGUCAAAAACUAUAUCUGAGGUAAUCAAAGCUAGAGUGAAAGAAAUGAUGAUUCCACGAUUUAAGGUGAUCUGUUUGGUGCAUAUAGGUCAGUUGAGUAGUCAAGGUCUACGCAUUGGCAGUCGCUGUUUGUGGGAUGAUAAAUGUGACACUUUCUCAACAUCCGAGUUCAGAAAUAGGUCAAUAUUUGCUAUAGGAAGUGUAUAUGGCGUGUACUAUGAGUAAAGGAGGAAGAAUUAAUGACAGAAAAUGGCCAAGGAAAUACAACUGCAAUUACUGAAUAGUAUUUAUGUAUGGGACAUAAGACUUGAGAACAAAAGAAAAAAGUUUCCCCAGAGUACAGAUUUUAACAUUACAACAUAGGUCAUUGUGCUGUUAAAGCUGCCUGUUUCAUCCACUAACAGUUCGGUGAAAAAUUAAUGAGAACACAUCACUAUUUCCAUGAGUAAUGGGUUCACAUUAAAGCAGUACUAAUGUUAGAUGUUUUCGAAGCAGACUUUUUUUAUUAUGCCCCCGGCAUCUACUGAUGCGGGAGGCAUAUAGUGAUUGUCCUGUCCAUCCGUUCAUUCGUCCAUUUGUUCGUUCGUUUGUUCAUUCGUCUGUCCGUAUGAGGUUUACCAAAUGGGACUGUUUUGUCUAGCAUCAAUACCCCUUACUAGAAUGACUUGGUACUAAUGCAGAUGUAACCUGUGACCAUUCCUCAUCUUCAGACAUCACCUGACCUCAGUUUGACCUUGACCUCAUUUUGGACUUAGGUUGCUUUAUAUGGGCCAUCUCUUGGUUAACCAAAUGGGACCGUUUCUUCUAGCAUCAAUACCGCUUACAAGAAUGAAUUGAUACUAAAUACAGAUGUAACCUGUGACCAUUCCUCAUCUUCAAACAUCACCUGACCUCAGUUUGACCUUGACCUUGACCUCGUUUUGGACUUGGGUUGCUUUGUGUCGACAAGGAUGCCACCGGGGGCAUCAAGCGUCUAUUGAACGCAGCUCCAUGUUUAACACAAUACUGCUUCUGAUGUAUAUCAUUUCAAGAGAGUAUGUUUUCUCACAAAAUGUUACACAGCAUAAAAUAACUUAAAUUUGAUGAAAUGUUUGCCAAAUACACAUAUUUUAAUGCAGUGUAUUUUAUUAUAGGAUACUGUGCCACUGUUGACAUACACUUGUGUUAUUUUUAUUGUUUGAAUGUUAAUCAUGUUGACUUACAGCUUAAAAUGUUGACCGAAGUAUUUUGGCAUUCUUAAUACAGCAGACUAAUAAUUCAACUUUCAGUCAAGAGGGUGCUAGAAAUCUUUCAACUGGAAAGCUUUUUAUAUCUUUAAAAUAACUUGAGAAUAAGUGUUUGUGAAUUUAAGAACUGAUUUUAUUUAACACAGGGACAUCUACAGAUUGAUGUUUUUUUUAGUUAUUUGACUUUUUAGUUUGAAGUGAAAGGAAACAAAGUAAUUCAGUGAGUUUACUGCAGUACUUACUCACAACAGUAAAUAUACUAUAAUCUCAAGCCUAUGGUUUUUCAGGAUGUCCUGAUUACAAGUUUUUGGCUGUCGGACUUCCCUAUAAAUAACUCUAUUAAAAAAGGACAUGUCAGGCUUUAGAAAGAAGGUUUUCAGGCUUCUCAUUUCAAACAGAAUCUCAGGCCUGUAGACGGUAAUAUAAUAGGGAAGAUACCCGGUACUACUGUGUGAGCCUUGCAGUAGAAUAGAAGGAAUUGAUCUGAACAAUUUACCUUACCCAUAAAAUGUCAACUUUAAUGAUACUUGUUUGGUUCUUUAACUUUUAUAAACCUUGUUAGCUCAUCUGAUUUUUUGAAAAAAAAUGAUGAGUUAUUGUCAUCACUUGAGCGGUUGUCGGCGUCGGCGUCGACGUUGACUGGUUAAGUUUUAUGUUUAGGUCAGCUUUUCUCCUAAACUAUCAAAGCUAUUGCUUUGAAACUUGGAAUACUUGUUCACCAUCAUAAGCUGACCCUGUAUAGCAAGAAACAUAACUCCAUCUUGCUUUUUGCAAGAUUUAUGGCCCCUUUUGUACUUAGAAAAUAUCAGAUUUCUUGGUUAAGUUUUAUGUUUAGGUCAACUUUUCUCCUUAACUAUCAAAGCUUUUGCUUUGAAACUUGGAAUACUUGUUCACCAUCAUAAGCAGACCCUGUACAUCAAGAAACAUAACUCCAUCUUGCUUUUUGCAAGAAUUAUUGCCCCUUUUGGACUUAGAAAAUCAGUUUUCUUGGUUAAGUUUUAUGUUUAGGUCAGCUUUUAUCCUAAACUAUCAAAGCUAUUCCUUUAAAACUUGCAACACUUGUUCACCAUCAUAAGCUGACCCUGUACAGCAAGAAACAUAACUCCAUCCUGCUUUUUGCAAGAUUUAUGGCCCCUUUUGGACUUAGAAAAUAUCAGAUUUCUUGGUUAAGUUUUAUGUUUAGGUCAACUUUUUCUCUUAAACUAUCAAAGCUAUUGCUUUAAAACUUGCAACUCUUGUUCACCAUCAUAAGCUGACCUUGUACAGCAAGCAACAUAACUCCAUCCUGCUUUUUGCAAUAAUUAUUGCCCCUUUUGGACUUAGAAAAAUCAUUUUCUUGGUUGAAUAUUAUGUUUAAGUCAACUUUUCUCAUAAACUAUCAAAGCUAUUGCUUUAAAACUUGCAACAGUUUUUCACCAUCAUAAGUGGACACUGUACAUCAAGAAACAUAACUCUAUCCUGCUUUUUGCAAGAGUGAUGGCCCUUUUUAGACUUAGAAAAUCAUGGGUAGGACAAUAUUUCUAUUAUACAAAAAAAAUCAGAUGAGCGUCAGCACCCGCAAGGCGGUGCUCUUGUGUAUUUUAUGUUUCAUAAUGUGAUCUGCAAGGUUUGCCUUGAUGUGUGCCUCUUUAAGGUCUACCUUGAUGUGUGCCUCUUUAAGGUCUACCUUGAUGUGUGCCUCUUUAAGGUCUACCUUGAUGUAUGCCUCUUUAAGGUCUACCUUGAUGUGUGCCUCUUUAAGGUCUACUUUGAGAUGUGCCUCUCUAAGGUCUACAUUGAGGUGUGCCUCUUUAACGUCUACCUUGAGAUGUGCCUCUUUAAUGUCUACCUUGAGGUGUGUCUCUUUAACGUCUACCUUGAGAUGUGCCUCUUUAAUGUCUACCUUGAGGUGUGCCUCUUUAACGUCUACCUUGAGAUGUGCCUCUUUAAUGUCUACCUUGAGGUGUGCCUCUUUAAUGUCUACCUUGAGAUGUGCCUCUUUAAUGUCUACCUUGAGGUGUGUCUCUUUAAGUUCUACCUUGAGAUGUGCCUCUUUAAGGUUUACACUGUAUGUCAUUUUCAGUAUGAAUAUUUUAUCCUAAUGCAUUAAUACCCUUCUUUUUAAGCAGUAUGAUAUAUAUGGUCAUAAAUUAUCUUCAACCUUUAUGGAAAAUUUUCAGUGAAUAAAAAAUGUAGUGAUGUAUUUAAUAACUCAGUGAAUAUACAUGAAGGAAAUGCAUAAUGGCCUUAGAUAUUGGAGGCCUUUUUGUAAUUUAUGAAUCAUGGGUAACAGGUACUUAAAACUGUGAUAUAUUUGAAAUUAUGUUACUGUAGGGAUGAUUGUUUACAUGUUUACUUAUACUCUUCAUAUGAUGUUACACAAUGAACCAAACAGACAUACAGAAUUUCACCACAAACACUUGUAGACAGUAAUUUGCAUAGGAAUAUUAUAUAUGGGCUUAUUUAAAGCUACUCGCCCACAGUUUGGAUGAAAUUUUUCAACAUGUUCAUUUCCACCAUGUUAGGCAAAGAAUGUGUAUAUGACACUGAAAAAUGAUAAAAGUGGAUGAAAAUUAAAGUUAGAUAAUGGUAAAAAUGCAAUAAGAACAUAAUUUUUCAGCAUUAUUUUAAAAACGUUGCAACAGUUUAUUACAUUCUGCACAAUAUUUUUGGUUAUUUAUAAGAAUAUCUUGCAAAACAAUUAUGACAAUAAGUUUGUACUGCUAGUCGUUUUCAGAGUACUCACUUUUUAUGGAUUUUUGAAAGAAAUUAUUUUUCGCCUCAACUUGAUGUGUGGGUUAGUCCCUUUAAAUAAAUCUGAUUUGGCACUAAAAUAGUUGUGAUAUAUUACCUACAUUUAUGUAAUGUUUUCUAUAUAGAAACAGUAUUAGAAUGUAAUUAAGCAGUUCUUUUAUUAAACUGUACUAAUAUAAGAAUCAUUACUUGUGCUUCAGCCUCAAGGCUGAUGUUUGUUACAGAUAGUUAUGUAAGGUGAAUAUUUGUAUGUUUAACUCUGAUAUAGCAUAGUUAGUUGUUGAAUGAUUUUCUAUAUUGAUAAUCAAAUUGUUCAUGUGUUCAAAUGAGACAGGACAUACAGCAUCUGAACUUGAGGCUGCUUGGAUGUGUACAAAAUAUUUUAUAUGCUUCUGAAGUUUGGGCUUUUCUUUAAAACAAACUAAUAUAUGUACAUACUUAAAACGGCAUAGGCUGAAUACAAGUUAUGGAAAAAACUACUUCAGUUAUUUUUUGUUGUUAAGAAGUAAAAUUAUAAAAAAAAAGUUUGCCAUAAGAGUUCCUCAUUACAAGUAUUUGGUUCUGGACUCAAUAGUAUUAUAAUAUAUUCCAUAACAAAUGAACAGAUAUUUUCAAACAAAGCUGAAAGGUCAGAUGUGGUUGCAAUAGAAUAGAUGGGGUUUUUUUUCAAAGUGCUUCAUGUUUGCAGUUUUUAACUUUUAUCAACAUAUAUUUAUAUUCCACAUGAAUAUUAAUGUAGUGAUAUGUAUAUUUAUCACAUGUUUGACUUGCUUAUUUCAUUCAUUUUCCCUGCAUUUUCAUUUGGUUAAGUUAAGUACAGGAGCUUUUUAUACUGUAGCGAUCAUACCAUUUAAAAUGGCUGUAAGUAAUUAUGCACUGUCUAUUUGCUUAAAAAGAGAUCUGAUGAAAUCAUUUCUGUUAAAUAUGUUGAAAUCAUUUGUAGAAUACACUGACAUAAAGUUUUAUAAAAUCAAAUUCCAUUAAGCCAGUCAUGUUUAUUAUGAAGUGUAAAUCAAAACCAUGUAUUAGUCUUAAAAUCAAAGUACACCUUUACUGCCAGCAUUGCAAUUUAAAAGACCAGGUAUCACUAUAGUACCUGUUUCAUACCUCAUACAGUAUGUUCAACAAGACCCACAUUAUAUAUUGCUUAUAAAGAUCACCUGUAAUUGAAAACAAGGAAUAAUUACAUGCAGUAUAUGCUAAUUAAUAGAUUUAAUUACAAUUACAAGUACUUGAAAAUAUGUUCAGUUAAACAUUACUCUCAAUUACUAAUACAUGAGAAAAUGUUCUUAAUUUCUAUUACAUUUUAAUUACCCCCGGUCUGGCCCAGCAACCUUGUCCCCCUUUUUUAUUUUUUAUUUUUUAACAGCCUGUGUUCAAAAUAAAUUUUUUUAAUUCUUUCAGAAUUUAAAGAAGAUUCAAUUUUACUGAAAACUGUUUAGCAUGAGUUUACAGUUUUUGAUCUACUGGUUUAUGUUAUUGGUUCACGAAGGAAAGUCCAUAAUAUAUUUUGACCAUGAGAACAGUUAAUUUACUUUAUUUGAUUGCAUGUAUAUUUCGUGUUAUGUUACUUUGCUUAUGUUGUUUACUGGCUCCAGUGCUGUAAUUUCGACUUUUAUUUCAAAUAUCUUGUUUGUCUGUGUCAUAUUUUUCAUGGUAGAUAUGAAAUCAAAUUGAAAAUGCAUUAAACUUUCAGCAAUGUUUUGUGAAAGGACUUUUUAUUUUGUUACUGUAACCAGGUUCAUUUAGCUGCUACUUGAAAAUAGAAGUUACCGUGUAUUACUGUAAAAUUUAAUGAUGAUUCUGAAGUUAUUAAAUAUUUCAACAUAUUUUUGUAAGUAUAAUUUUGUAAUAAUAAAAAUGCUUAUUGGUUGUAAAAAAAUCAGAUAUAUAUGGUAUGAAAAAUGUGACUUAGACAUGCAGUUAUUGUUGUAGAGUGUUUUGGUAUGGGUUACACAUAAUUUAUCUUCAGAUUAUAUUCACCAGAGUGCCUAUAAUUCUUCCUAUUGGUUAUUGAAUUAUCUAAAAUAAUAUAUCUAUCAAAUAUAGUGUCAUGUUUUGAUCAGUUAAACAUUUUUAUGGAGUUUUAUGGAAAAAUUUUUAGAAUGAAAGCUGUAUAUAUAUUUCACCUUUAUAUAACUAUUCAGAAUAUGUUUAUGUAAUAUGUAGUUUUCUGUGAAAUAUGUAUGUUUUGUAUUCAAUGAUUGUAUAUACUGGAACAGACAGAAAUUAAAGAGAAUUCCUAUAGUUUAUUUUUAUUUCAUAGAUUUUUUUUUCAAAUUCACAUAUCUGAUAGGAAAUUUUGUGCUAAAAACAAUAAACAAAUAAAAAAAAUGGGUCACCAAGCUUGUUUUUGUGAAAAAUUGUUUUGAAAACACCCACUGUUGCUGAAACUGCUGGUGGUUUUUCAACAUUUUCAUAAUUUUCUGCUUUUUUCAUUAAUACCAACAAAAACAUGAAUCAAGACAGCACAAUAAGGUUUAUAUAUUUAUUUCAUAUCAUAGUCAUAUUUGUAAUACAAUAUCAUUACAAUGAUGGGUACAAUGGAAAAAAAAUCUUGUUUCAUAAUUAUUCACUUUUGUGAACUUUUUUCAAUGAAAAAUACUCAUAGUAAAGAAAAAAAUUUUUAAUUUUGAAAAAAAAUGUUUCAUAGAAUUUUUUUCUGUUUUUCUUGUGUAUAGAUGAUUGUAUUGUGAACAUAAAAAUGGCCAGAAAAGUAUGGGUCACUAGGUUAAAUUGUAUGUUAAGACCACUUGAACACAACACCUGUUCAGACGAAAAAAUGGCCUGAACUCAACCAAAUUGAUUAUAUCUGCUAUAAGUUGAAAAAAUUCUUAAUCCUUUCUAUAAUUGAAUACUAAAUGAUUUGAAAGGAGAUAUUGUCUUAUCAAUACAAAGUUAAUUGUCUAGCAUUAUAUGAACAAUACUGUCUUUGUUCUAAAAAGCGCUGUCAAAACACAACAACAAAUGGCAAGUUGCAAUUAUUGAUACAUGUCAGGCAUGAUACAUGUCAAUACAACAUACACCAGUAUCAACAUUCGAUUACUAAUAAAACUUAUUGAAAAAAUGUUAUUUUAUACAAUAUUCUUCAUAUUUAAGAUUGUCUAUCACAAAUGUUGACAUCACUUCACUUUUUCCAUAGAUAGUAUCAGCUUCGCAGAAAGAUGCACAUUAAAAACUAUAGGAAUUCCCUUUAAGAAAACAUAUAGCAUAAAUAUGAUUAAAUUGUUGAUGUUUUUUCUGUUGUCAAACUUACCUUGGCUGAAAAUAGAGUCUCUGCUAUAGAGUGUUUUCCUAUGUCAUAUUAUGCAAUAAUUAUAUGAUUUUUCUAUUUAUAUACAGAUAUUCUAUUUGUUCAUUUUUCAGAGCUUCUUUUACAUUUUGUAAAAUGCUUAACAACUUUAUGAAAUACAAUUAUAUGAAAAGAAA